Truncatella angustata is the source of this 1134-nucleotide messenger RNA. Its product is annotated as mitochondrial carrier domain-containing protein. NCBI's taxonomy places the organism in Eukaryota, Fungi, Ascomycota, Sordariomycetes, Amphisphaeriales, Sporocadaceae. Bases 1 to 1134 code for a protein of 377 amino acids. Gene Ontology annotation, biological process: mitochondrial phosphate ion transmembrane transport. Gene Ontology annotation, cellular component: mitochondrial inner membrane. Gene Ontology annotation, molecular function: phosphate transmembrane transporter activity. The transcript has 2 exons. The record is from RefSeq and is a predicted model, not a curated record.
AUGUCUUCGCUGUUUCCUGCCCGGGACACCAUCCAAAAGAGCUUCGGCUCUCCCUACACCCCACAAUCUAAACCCUCCCCAUACCAGGCACGCCCAGAGCUCUAUGGAGCUUGGUCGGUUGUCGACGAUGCAAAGAGCAAAGCUCAGCAGUUGAGCAAAGAAGCUCAAGCUGAGCUCGACAAGGCGAGCUCAAAGGUCAAGGCCAAGGCUGGAAACAUUGAGCUAUACUCUGGGAGAUAUUAUGCUGCGUGCACCAUUGGUGGUCUCAUGGCGUGUGGCCUUACCCACACAGCCGUCACUCCCCUGGAUUUGGUCAAGUGUCGUCGUCAAGUUGACUCCAAGUUGUACAAGAGCAACUUCCAGGCAUGGGGAUUGAUUUCGCGUGCCGAGGGUCUUCGAGGCAUCUUCACCGGUUGGAGUCCAACUUUCUUCGGCUACUCAGCUCAGGGUGCCUUCAAGUACGGGUGGUACGAGUACUUCAAGAAGACCUACGCCGAUCUGGCUGGUCCAGAGGCUGCCUACAAGUACAAGACCGGUCUCUACCUUGCCGCAUCUGCCUCUGCCGAGUUCCUCGCCGAUAUCGCGCUUUGUCCCUUUGAAGCUGUCAAGGUCCGCAUGCAGACGACCAUUCCCGCGGCUUACACUGGCACUCUCGACGGUAUCCGCAAAAUCACGGCAGCUGAGGGCUACGGCGGUCUAUACAAGGGCCUAUAUCCUCUCUGGGGCCGUCAGAUUCCUUACACCAUGAUGAAGUUUGCUUCCUUUGAAACCAUCGUUGAAAACAUCUACGCCCGCAUGCCCGGAAAGAAGAGCGACUACGGCAAGGCUACUCAGACUGGUGUUUCUUUUGCUGGUGGUUAUGCUGCCGGUAUCCUCUGCGCCAUUGUUUCACACCCCGCUGAUGUCCUGGUAUCCAAGCUCAACGCAAACCGUGGGAAGGGUGAGGGCUUUGGUGCAGCCGUCGCCCGUAACUAUCGCGAGAUCGGCUUUGGUGGCCUUUGGAAUGGUCUCCCGGUCCGAAUUGUCAUGAUUGGAACUCUUACCGGCCUGCAGUGGAUGAUAUAUGACUCCUUCAAGAUCUCCAUUGGCCUUCCUACCACUGGUGGAGCUCCGCCCCCAGACAACUUAAAAUAG